Molecule: messenger RNA, 1853 nt
Organism: Paramecium pentaurelia
Lineage: Eukaryota; Ciliophora; Oligohymenophorea; Peniculida; Parameciidae
Source: the annotation of a GenBank genome assembly
UAUGUAAAAGAAGCAACUUUAGAUCAAUGGAUUUAAGUAUGUAUAAUAUAAUAAGCAAGUUAGUCAUCCUAAAUGUCUUACUCAAAGUAGAUCUCCAAAAUACUAAGCAAAACCUGUUGAACCUUAAAUUAUAAAAUAGAUCACUUAAUUAAUUAAAAGCUCAAAAGAUAGGCACACUGAAAGACAAUAUAAACCAUCAGAAAAAUCAAAGCCAAAUUAAGUUAUUCAACCUUAAAUUACAUCAAGACCAACAGAAAGUAGAGAUAUUUCAAUAACAUUUCAUCAAUUGUUGCAAGAAUUUAGAAAUCAAAAUAAACAAAAUAAGGAGAAUUCAUUUAAUAAUAUUAAUAAGCCUUCUUAAAAAGUUAGACAAAUUAGUUUUCCUAAUACGGUUCUUCUUAGCAAUACAAAUAGUAGAACACGUAUCAAAGAUAGUAUGUAUUUGAAUUAAGGAGAUUGUAAUGAUAAAUUAACUUUAAAAUUACAAUCUAUAGCUCAUAAUUCAUAAAUUUAAAAUAAUGAUAAAUUAAGAUUUAAUGGAGUUAUCGAAAAUAUGUAUCGUUGUUCUUAAGAGUAUCAAAACUUAUUAAUUGAAAUGAAAGAUGAUUUGAAAAAUAAAGAUUCUCAUUUUAGAAAAAGUUCACAAAGAUGUGUAUCUGCAGAUAUAUAAUUAUUAUCUAAAAGUCCAAUUUAAAAAUCUAGAUCUUCUUCUAUAGAUCAUAAAGAAUCUAGAUUUUUAGGUUCUACUUAAGCUAAUUCAAAUCCAAAAGAUUUAGAUUUGACUUGUGAUGAAAAUGAAAUAGUUAUAAAUAAUGUGAAUAUAGAAGAUAGAAUAAAAACAGAGCCUGAUCCUUUAAUUUAAUAGGAGAGAGAUUAUUUAACUGAUCCAUAUUAUUUAACAGAAUAGAGUGAUAUCAAUUAACUGAUGAGAGCUAUUCUUAUAGAUUGGAUGAUGGAAGUAGCUAUGGAAUUCAGAUUAAAAAGAUAAACUUUUCAUCUAUCAAUUUUCUAUUUAGAUUCAUAUUUAUCUAAAAGAUAAGUAAAUAAAUAGAAUUUAUAACUUAUUGGUUUGGCUAGUUUAUUGAUAGCAAAUAAAGUAGAAGAAGUUAUACCAAUUGGAGUUAAAUAAUUUGAGAAAGCUGCUAAUUAUGGUUAUACCAAAGAUGAAAUACUAAAUAUGGAAUUAACCAUACUAUUUGUAAAUAUAAAUUAUUAAUUUUUAUAGACUUUAAAAUGGCAUGUAAAUCCUCCUUCUUAUACUUAUUGGAUAAAUUGGUUUACAGAUCAAUGGGAUAUUUAUGCAGAGAAUUAUGGUUUAAAUGUCUAAUUUAGAAAACCAAAUGAAGAAUCUUAUCAAUGUAAUCCAAAUUUAAUUAAAAGUGUUUAGAAAACUAUGUUAAUUAGUAGAUUGUACAUUGAUGGACAUCUAAACUUUGUAAUAUAUGCCAAGAACUAUAGUUGCAUCAUUCAUGUAUUUAAUCAUUUCUUUUUAACUUAAUGUAUAUGAUUAAGAUAUGCUUGAAAUAAUGUCAUAAACUUCAAUGUUUCUAUUAAAUAGUAUAAUUAUUUAUUUAUAAUAUAGAGGAUAAUUAAUUUAACAUAAUUUUUGGACAAUUUGUACAAACUACAUUUGGAUUUGCCUUAUAAGAUAUUUUACCAGCCAUCCAAUAUGCAGUUGGUUUCUAUGAACUCAAUAUUAAUUAUGAGACACCUCCUGGAGUUGUAGAUUUAUCAAACACACCUUUAGAAGUAAUGCUUAACAAUAAUCAUAGUCAAACUAUGAAGAGUUUCUUUCAUUUCAAUGUUAUUCUAAAUCAUUACUUGAAUAUAUUAGACACAAAUCAAGAGAUUGA